This is a messenger RNA of Zasmidium cellare ATCC 36951, 210 nucleotides long. RefSeq lists its product as uncharacterized. Lineage: Eukaryota; Fungi; Ascomycota; Dothideomycetes; Mycosphaerellales; Mycosphaerellaceae. Bases 1 to 210 code for a protein of 69 amino acids. The transcript has 4 exons. Gene Ontology annotation, biological process: mitochondrial electron transport, ubiquinol to cytochrome c. The record is from RefSeq and is a predicted model, not a curated record.
AUGUCGGGCGUUCUCAGCGGUCUCUACUCAGCAUUCGUCAAGCGGAACUCGAUCUUCCUGGCCACAAUCUUCACCGGCGCCUUUGCAACUGAAAUCGCAUUUGACACCGUCUCGAACAAGGUCUGGGAUCAAAUAAACAAGGGCCGACAAUGGAAGGACAUCAAGUACCGGUACAUGCAGGCCGGCGAUGAUGAGGACGAAGACGAGUAG